CCACCACGCCAUUCCCUCCCUUUCUCUCAUCCCCACUCCCCUGAUUCCCCUCCCCCUCCGUUUCCUCUAUCUUUACUCUCCACUGACCCUUCUUUUUUUUCUCUCUUUUUUCACUUCACUUGUUCGUUUCUCCCUUCCAGGGGCCAAAUCUCAGAAGUAAUGUUUCAGGUGGUCACCUACUCACCUGUCUUCAAAAAGUCCAUCAGCCGUGUGGUUGCCUCCGGAAUCGGUGCAGACAUCGAGGAUGAGACGGACAGUGUGCGUCGCUCGAACAAAAAGCUCCGAUCAAGCAGCCCAUAAAUUGAGACUCCAAGUAUAUGUUUGAUGCGAAAACUAUUCAGAGAAUGCAACUUCUGGUGCUCUCUACUCUUAAUUGGAGGAUAAAUCCAGUCACACCCAUCUCUUUCUUUGACCAAAUCAUUAGGAGAUUUGGAUUUAAAGACAACCUGCAUUGUGAAUUUUUGAGGUGCUGUGAAGGGAUCAUUCUCUAUAAUUACUGAUUCUAGGCUAUUGCAUUAUCUUCCAUCUGUCAUUGCUACUGCAACAAUGUUAAUUGCAUUUGAAGAGAUUGAACCUAACAAUCUCAAUGAAUACCAUGAUGAACUCAUUACUAUACUGAAAAUCAACAAGUUACUGUCACAAGGAGGACAACCUUGCCACUAAGAAGUCAAUGGGAAGCUCCAAAAAGAAGACAUGAAGAUGAAAGGCUAAAGCCAGCCAAAAAAUAAGAUGAUAGUUUAAAUGAUGAUGUAUGUUUAGUUUCUGAAAUGUAUGAUGGUGCAUGUUUAGUUUCUGGAAUGAGUGCUAUUGUAGUAGUGGUUGCUGUUUUUAACCAUUGUACAUGAUUCGGUAGUUAUAGGUAAUUUGCUAAUUUUAGCAAGAUAAUUUUAGUAAGUUUUUUUUAAAGGAAUACGAAGACAAUUACUUCUAUGCACAGACAAAAUAAACAAACAUAUGAAGAAUGUUUAAACCACGCAUAGACACUAUAAAUCAAUGAGCACAUGGACAAUGUUUUAGCCACACUGCCCACACAUAGACAAUAUAAACGAACACACAAUUAUUUUCUAUAGAUAGUUUUUUCAAUAUACAAACAAAAUAAAUGAACACAAACAAUAUUUUAACCAUUCACAGACAAUAUAAAUGAACACACAGACAAAAUAAAUGUAUGCACAAACAAUCUUUUAACCACACAGACAAUAUGAAUGAAGACAGAUAAUAUUUUAACUGCACAAAUUGAAAUUGUUUGUUUGUCUAUUUAUAUUAUUUGUGCACAGUUAAAACAUUGUCCGUUUGUAGAAAACUAUUGUCUGUGUGUUUGUUUAUAUUGUCUGUGCAUGGUUAAAAUAUUGUCUAUUUGUUCAUUUAUUUUGUCUGUGUGUAGAAAAUUAUUGUUCAUAUGUUCAUUUAAAUUGUCUGUGCAUUGUUUAAAUAUUGUUUGUGCAUUCAUUUGUUUUGUCUGUGCGUACAAAUUAAUUGUCUGUGUAUUCUUUUAUAUAGUUUGUACGUGAUUAAAACAUUAUUUGUGUGUUCAUUUAUUUUGUCUGUGUAGAAAAUAGUCAAUUGUUAAAAAGUAUUAGGCUAAUUAUUUUGUUCGUGAGCAAUUAUCAUUUUCUAAUGAAAUUUGUGAGCAAUUAUCACAGACAUUCAAUUUUUAUGAGAACCACUAUCUCAAGCUAUAAAGCAUUAGGCUAAUUACACGGAUUAAUAUCACAACUUCAAUUCAUUUGAUAACAUUCAAAGUCAUUUUCAUAAUACAAAAGAUAAACUUUGAAAACACAAACAACUCUAAUUAUACUAUCAUUGUCAUUACAAGAACAUUAACUUUACAAUUUAGCUAAUUACAAAAACUAAUAGCACAACAUUACAUUUAACUCUUAUCCAACUCGGCGAGAUGAAGCAACUAGCACCGAUUUCUGCAACAAGAGAAAUUCUUUCAAUGGUUCGAACUGCAAAACAAAACAAAAACUAAUGUUCAAAUAGUCGAUUGAUACUUGUUGAAUAAAAAUAAUGAAUUGAAUGAAAAAAAUUCAUUGAAGGUUCAACAAACAUGUAAUAGGCAUAUAAAGGAAACACAACCGGACUAAUAUUUCAAUGGUUUAUAUCAUAAACCUAUAUCAAUGUAUCAAUGUGCAAUAUGUACAUCAUAAAAGGGUAUAUCCUUCAAUCUCAAAUUGGUCAACAAACUAAACAUCUACGGCUACCCAAGUACACAAAAGCCAUCUGGAACAUAAAAAAUAAGAUUCAAAAUCCAUCAUAAUAUAUACAAUAGUAUAUGUACGUAUGCAUGUAGUGUAAUUCACCUAAAAUCGAAAAACACAAAUAAGUAUAAUAAUUAAAAUUAUUCUAGUCAAACCUAUUGAUUAAUUCGUAAAUAGAACGGAAAUUCAGAACAAUUAAAACCCAUUGAAACUAAAUCGCAUUAACGGACAAGAAGAAAAAUCUUCACCUUUUUAAAAAAAAAUUAAAAUCUUAGAUAUUAAAACAAAACCUAAAAUUACCUUAAAAGUGAGACACUAGGUCAGUGAAUUUCAGCCUCCGGAGGAACAGCGGCGGACGCAGGAUUUUUUAUGUGCAGGGGCAAAAAAAUUCGGGGUAAUUUGAGUUUGCACUACAUUUUAUUGUCGAAAUUGAAUUUUGCAUAUUUUUUUUAAAUUGUUUUUGCAUCCCAACUCCAUUAAGCCUUCAACAUAUUCUUGAUUGAGGGGCAUUUUUGUCUUUUCAUAUGGAAUUGAGGUGUAAUAACAAAGAAUUUUAAAAAUGAGGUGCAAAGUCCAAUUUGAACAAUAAAAUGGGGUGCAAACUCGAAUUACCCAAAAAAAAUAUUGAAGCCAAAUUUUAUUACUGCAAAAAUUAAGCAUGACUUUAUAUAAACAUAAAAUUGAUCACCAAUUUAAGAUUGAUAUGUUGUGCGAAAUACUGAAAUGUAAAAGUUAAUUUUGUAUUUUAGUUAGUGGAGUUAGGGACCCAUCUAUUUUUAAUAAAAAUCCAUACGGAUAGCUAGAUAUGAGCUAAGCCUAGAAGUAUGGAGUAGUGCGCCAUAGUGCCAGUUCCUCUAUUUUGAUAACUAAUACGGAGUAGUACUGCAUAUUUUUUAAUUUUGGGGGGACAUAUCUAUUUAUAUAUUUAUUUAUACCAAAAAAAAUAUUUUUUAUUUUUAUUUUGGGGGGACUGCAGCCCCUACUUGCCCCCCACUAGGUCCGCCGCUGCGGAGGAACUUCACGUUUUGAUUUUAGGGGAGUCAUCAAGAAACCAAAGGACAGGACAAUAUAAAAUCAAGAUGAAUUUGAUAGAGAAGUGCGAAGAAAGAAAGAAAAACAGGGAAAAGGAGAAAAAAGAUGGAGGGAAGAGGGGAGGAGCGUAAGGCAGGGAGAGAGAGGGAGUAGAAGAGAAGGGAGAGAAAAUGGGUAAAAGAGGAGUAAUAUUUGGAGAAGUAAUUUUCCCCAUUUUAUAGUGUGUACUAAUGUGUAUGUAUUGUGUGUACCUAUAGCAGGACCGGACUUCAGAUACUAUCGUACAUACUUAAAAGUUACGGUAUACCCACUCACUGACUCACAAUCCAUAGCGGCAUUCGGCAGAGCACGCCUUCUAGAUCCUUGCCGAACCAUCUCUCUGGGGACGCCGUCGUAACACUCCUUACGCCGGAGUCUCCGCUACCACCGCCGCCGCGGACGACGAGACGACAACGUAGACAUCCAAAUCUUCGAUCGAAUUGAGAAUGGAGCGCGGUUGCAAGGUCACUCUCUAUGUCGCCGUCAUCAUAUCGGCCAUCGUUUUCACUUACUGGUCGACGGUGUUCGUAUUCAUAGACCGGUGGUUCGGCCUCGGCUCCUCACCGGGAAUGCUAAACGCUCUUGCAUUCACCGUCAUUGCGAUUCUCUGCACCUCCAACUAUGGCCUCGCCGUAUAUACUGAUCCGGGUCGGGUUCCUUCUUCAUACUUGCCUGACCUUGAAGGACCUGAUAACGCAAUUCAAGAGAUCAAGCGCAAGGGUGGGGAUUUGCGAUAUUGUCAGAAGUGCUCACUCUAUAAGCCUCCUCGUGCCCAUCAUUGCCGAGUCUGUAACAGAUGUGUUUUACGGAUGGAUCAUCAUUGUGUCUGGUUGAAUAAUUGUGUGGGCCAUGCAAACUAUAAGGCUUUCUUCAUUUUUCUUGUCUAUGCUGUUAUUGCGUGUCUAUACUCCCUGGUUUUAUUUGUGGGUAGCCUAGCUAUGGGAUCUGAACAUGAUCUUCAUCAGAAUUCUCUAGGGUCUUACAAAACUGUAAAUAUUAUUGCAGGCAUUUUGUUGAUUCCGUUAAGCCCAACAUUGGCAUUUUUUCUUGGUUGGCAUACCUACCUGAUCUUGCAAAACAAGACAACAAUUGAGUAUCAUGAAGGUGUAAGAGCCAUGUGGCUUGCUGAAAAAGGGGGCCAUCUCUACUCACACCCUUAUGAUCUUGGUGCAUAUGAGAAUAUUUUAUCUAUUCUAGGCCCUAAUGUGCUCUGUUGGCUAAUACCCACAGCAGGACACAUUGGAUCAGGACUCCGCUUUCGUACCGCAUAUGAUGAUAAAAUAGUCUUAACAAGAACAUCAGCAUAGGAUUGCUCUCUGAUGCAAAGUGAGUGCGAGUUUGGCAAAGUUACUUGGUUUAAGGAAGACAAAGGUGGAUAUAUAUGGAAUCGGGGUUUUCUUGGGUAUGAAACAUCUAACUCCUGUAGUGAGUGUAAGUGGAGCCGGCUUCUGUAUAAAAUGUAAGAGGUAUGUUUAUGUUACUGGGUAGUCAGUUUGGCAAAAGAAAGAUAGCAGAGUAUAUCUAGGAGUUAGGCAGUCUUGUUCUUGUUGUCAGAAAUGUGAAUUCUUACCAUAUAGACAAUAUGUACAAAAAGUUUCAAAAAGUCAAAGAUAAACAGUCAGUAAACAUGCUUCUGUAAUCUUGUGAUCUCUCCUGAUAGCCAUUUUAUUACUCCGCAGUCCGCACCACUCACUUUCUC
Molecule: messenger RNA, 4968 nt
Organism: Cuscuta epithymum
Lineage: Eukaryota; Viridiplantae; Streptophyta; Magnoliopsida; Solanales; Convolvulaceae
Source: the annotation of a GenBank genome assembly